Messenger RNA from Aspergillus neoniger CBS 115656, 2083 nucleotides. Its product is annotated as putative CECR1 family adenosine deaminase. Bases 302 to 1987 code for a protein of 561 amino acids. Gene Ontology annotation, biological process: inosine biosynthetic process. The record is from RefSeq and is a predicted model, not a curated record. Gene Ontology annotation, molecular function: deaminase activity. The transcript has 2 exons. Lineage: Eukaryota; Fungi; Ascomycota; Eurotiomycetes; Eurotiales; Aspergillaceae.
ACAGUUUUGACUUGACUGAGUCAAAAACUAACAACACGACAGACUGCUUGUGCGCAGGGAAGAAAGGAAGCCAAAAAGGUCGUGCCCGGGAUCGAACCGGGAUUGCUGGAAUCAGAAUCCAGAGUGAUAACCAUUACACUACACAACCUGUUGUUGUGAUAGACGGGUUGCCUUUUAGUAUUACAAGCUAAGAGAUAAGGAAAAUCAAGAAACAAGGUCGUGAUAUGACCUCAUUGUUUUCGCCAGCUCAUGGUACCUGAGUCGACUCUACCCCGCUAAUCUGUUUCACACAUGCUACAAUAUGCAUAGUUCGCACAACAUGGAGCCGCAGUCGAAUGAGGAGUGGCAAAUUGAGGAGGGCAUCCCCCAAGUUGAAGAUCCAUUUAUCCAGCAAUAUCUGCGGGGUCGGAGUUCGCUUAUUCUGGAAGAACAAAAGCAGCGGCAUGAUAGCAACCUUACCAAGGCUUUACCGCCAACAGCUGCUAGAGCUUGCAGUAUUGUCGCCAGAAUCCGCGACCGGGAGCUACAUCAGCUGUCUACUUCGUCUGGUUUAGAUGAUGCUCGGUUUCCCGAGGCCAAGUCCCUGGAUUGGGAUAGGGUGCAGAAGACAAAGCUCUGGAGAAUCAUCAAGGCAAUGCCCAAAGGAUCUUUGUUGCAUGCUCCGUUACAUGCCAUGAUCAAUGCGGACUUUUUAAUCAAUGUGGCGUUCACUACCCCGGGAUUGUGUGUCUUUGCGACGCAGCCUUUGCUAUCCCAGGAUGACUUGGAUGAGAAGCUAUUCGCCUUUCAAUACUCGUUGGCGGCGUCAAAAGACUUGGAAGACAGACCUACUGUGUGGUCGUCUGCGUACGAGCCCUCAAGUCCUAUCCCACUGAGAAAGGCGGCCUCUUCUUUCCCGUAUGGGGGAGAGAAUGGGUUUCGUGACUGGCUGCGAAGCCGAUGUAUCCCUCAAGCGGGGCGUGCGAAUUAUCAUAGCCGUGUGAUGCCAAUUGUGAAUUCUCUGCUCAGCUAUGAGCCUAUCCUGCGGGCAUGCUUGCGACAUGUAUUUGCUCGACUUUGGAGCGAUGGGAUCAAAUACGUGGAGUUCAGAACGACUUUUACAUUCCCAUAUCGCAAGGAAGGGAAGGAUAUUCCCGAAGAAGGCCAUAGCGAUUGGUGCCACGUGUUUCAGGAAGAGCUUGCACGUUUCCAAGGGACGCAGGAAGGGCAAGGGUUUUACGGAGCGCGGAUUAUAUGGGCCUGUCCCCGCUCAUUGUCGAAGCGAGACAUUGUCGAGAACAUGAAAGAUUGCAUCCUGGCAAAGUAUGAUUAUCCCGAUACGAUUUGCGGAUUUGAUAUGAUAGUGGAUAAGGAUGAUCAGCACUCGCUCACUGAUUUGGUUCCCAUACUAUUUUGGUUUCGCAAAGAGUGUUCUGCAGAGGGCUUGGAUAUCUCUUUCUGCUUCCACGCUGGUGAAUCCCUGAGAACUGGGGGAGACCAAGGUUUGUUCGAUGCUAUCUUGUUGGGCGCGCGGAGGAUAUGCCAAGGGCUCUCGCUCAGCCAACAUCCAUUACUGAUCGAGCUGAUCAAGGAGAAAAAAAUCCUGAUUGAGUGCAGCCCGCUCUCAGAUGAGAUCCUUGGACUCACCGACAGUAUUCAAACGCAUCCUCUACCUGUUCUAUUAGCCCGUGGUGUUCCUGUAUCUCUUGGUAUCAAUGCGCCGGGCCUGCUCGGUGAAUCAAACGACCUGACACGACAGUUCUGGCAAGCGGUUCAAGGGAUUGACAACAUGGGUCUUACGGGCCUUGCAAUGAUGGUGGAGAACUCCAUCCGGUGGAGCUGUUACCAAGACCAGCCAUCGGCGGAGUGGCAGUCCGAUCUUCGGGAAGGGAUCUUGGGGGAGGGGACGAAGGCUAGCCGUUUGCAGGAAUGGUAUGCAGAUUUUGAGAAAUUCUGCCAGUGGGUUACAGAGGAAUUCGCGGAGACGGAAGGUGAAGAGCAAGACUGAACUAUUUCACAUUCCACUCAUAGUGUAUCCGUCAACAGCCAUUCCCCAAAAGUUGCAUUAAACUUCAUAAUGAAGGGGUACGCUUAGUAAUGAUAU